This is a messenger RNA of Limulus polyphemus (Atlantic horseshoe crab), 1371 nucleotides long. Its product is annotated as pericentrin-like. NCBI's taxonomy places the organism in Eukaryota, Metazoa, Arthropoda, Merostomata, Xiphosura, Limulidae. Gene Ontology annotation, biological process: signal transduction. Gene Ontology annotation, molecular function: molecular adaptor activity. The record is from RefSeq and is a predicted model, not a curated record. The annotation marks the transcript as partial. The transcript has 8 exons.
AUCAAAACCCAGAAGGAACUUCUUGAGUUCCGAGCCAAGCAGGAGAAGGCACUUGCUGAUGACCUGCGUUCAUCCCUAGAAGCAGAAAAAUCCAGAAACAGUGAACUGGUUUCUAAAUUAAAUGAACAACGCAGUAACUGUUUACGUCUUGAAAAGGCUUUGGUGUCAUUGGAAGAAAAGCUUUCUCAACUGAGACAAGCUUCAAUCGAAGAUAAGAAACAAAUUGAAAACUACGUGGAAGCUUAUGAGAAGGAAAAAUCUCACAGCCAGACUUUGUUGAAAGCACUGGAGUCUGAACGUUCCAGCUUCACCCAGUUACAGCUGGUUCUCGAAUCGGAGAGACGUCGAAGUAAGACAGUGCAUGAGCACGACAGCCAAAUAAUCCAGGAUUUGAAAAAAUCAAUGAACUCAAGUGAAGGCGGAAAAUUUUCUCCAAUGUCGACACCCUGCGAUGUUGAGAAACUCAGAGGUGCAGAUGUAAAUAGAUCACUGGGGCUAGACUUGAGUAACACCCUACAUCUUCAGGCCACACCCGUGGAAGAAUCAAAAUAUACAGAAAAGCCGUGUAUUAGAUGUAAUACAUUAGAAAUGGAACACGCACUUUGGGUCCAAGAACAAUCCAAGCUCCAACAAUCCCUUCACCAAGCCGAAAGUGAAGUCGUUAGACUUAGACGACUGCUUCAGACAGUAGGAGAAGAGAAUAAUAAAUCUACUUUGACUUCACUGGAAAGCAAAGUUCACAAGUUGUACUUCAAAUAUCGUCGUGCUGAGAGCUACCGGCGGGGACUUAUCUACCAGAAGAAAUAUUUAAUGACUUUGUUGGGUGGAUAUCAAGCAACAGAAUCGGCUACUCUGGUCAUGCUUUCUAAAAUCAGCGGGGAUGAAGUUACGGCUAACCACCGGUCUUCUCUGCCUCCCAUAUCAAUAUUUCGGUCUGCUGUCUAUGUAAUUACAGCACUUCAAAGAAUGAAAAACUUGAUGAACCGAUGGAAUAAGGUUACAAAUGUUCACUCUUCGUACAGUUUACAAGAACCUGAGCGCUUAACUCCUUUAGGAUCACAUUGUCGGAGUACUGUACCACAUGGGAUUGGUUUGCCUACGUCUAGUGUAGGUGCUAGCUCAUCAUCCAUCACUUCUCAACCAACUUUCCAAGCUGGCAAUCAAAACCGACUUUUUACUUCGAAAUUGCACUCCCCAUUGAGUGGCCAUAGUCCUUUACCUCUUCCUACACCCACUGGCUCGAGAAGCAUUAGUCCACCUGUCUCAACCGGUCAAACGAGCGGGUCUUCUCGGUUAGUAAACAACGUGUACGUUACCCCACCAGUUAGAGAAAGAAGUUCAUCUUUUGCAAGGUGAAAUAUUUUCAGCUGA